Molecule: messenger RNA, 246 nt
Organism: Purpureocillium lilacinum
Lineage: Eukaryota; Fungi; Ascomycota; Sordariomycetes; Hypocreales; Ophiocordycipitaceae
Source: RefSeq, a predicted model, not a curated record
AUGGAUUUCGUCAAGAAGGCCGCCGAGGGCAUCAAGGGCUCCUCCUCGGGCCAGAACAAGGACCAGCAGGCUGCCCAGGGCGGCGAGGGCCAAAAGGAGGACUACGUCGACAAGGCCUUUGCCUUUGCGUCGUCCAAGUCCGGCCACAACAUCAGCCGCGAGCAGCAGGAGAAGAUUACCGACGGCGGCCGCAGCGCCUACGAAAAGGCCACCGGGAGCAAGGUCGACCCCAAGAUCUCCAACUAG